This is a messenger RNA of Talpa occidentalis (Iberian mole), 1980 nucleotides long. RefSeq names its product neurotrophin 4 (gene NTF4). Gene Ontology annotation, molecular function: growth factor activity; nerve growth factor receptor binding. The transcript is spliced from 3 exons. Gene Ontology annotation, biological process: memory; regulation of neuron differentiation; cell surface receptor protein tyrosine kinase signaling pathway. The coding region runs from base 199 to 831 and encodes 210 amino acids. Lineage: Eukaryota; Metazoa; Chordata; Mammalia; Eulipotyphla; Talpidae. The record is from RefSeq and is a predicted model, not a curated record. Gene Ontology annotation, cellular component: extracellular region.
AGCGGGAGGAGGAGCCGCCAACGCGCCAGGGGGAGCCGGGGGAGCCGAGGAGGGCGCCCCAGGUGAUUGCCCCCUCCACCUCCUGCGAUGUCAGGAAGGAGAGGGCCACCUGUGCCCCCCAAAGGGGCCCCCCGGAGCCUGGGGGCCCCCAGCCCCAGAGCUCGGAGGCGGAGGAGGUGCUGACAGGUGCUCAGCGAGAUGCUCCCCCAUCCCCCCGGCUCCCUCCCCUUCCUCCUGCUUUUCCUCCUCCCCAGUUUCCCGAUGGAGCCCCAGCCCCCACCCUCACUACUGCCCCCAUUUCCAGCCCCCGAGUGGGACCUCUUAUCCCCCCGCGUAGCCCUGUCUAGGGGUGCCCCUGCAGGUCCCCCUCUGCUCUUCCUGCUGGAGGCUGGGGCCUUCGGGGAGCCAGCAGGCAGCCCAGCCAACCGCAGCCGGCGGGGUGUGAGCGAGACAGCACCGGCCAGCCGAAGGGGAGAGCUGGCUGUGUGCGAUGCGGUCAGUAGCUGGGUGACAGACCGCAGGACAGCCGUGGACCUGCGCGGGCGUGAGGUGGAGGUGCUGGGAGAGGUGCCUGCGGCCGGUGGCAGUCCCCUUCGCCAGUACUUCUUCGAGACCCGCUGCAAAGCUGACAGCUCUGGGGAAGGUGGCCCCGGUGGGGGUGGAGGAAGCUGCCGGGGUGUGGACCGGAGGCACUGGGUGUCCGAGUGUAAAGCCAAGCAGUCCUAUGUACGGGCCUUGACCUCAGAUGCAGAGGGCCGUGUGGGCUGGCGAUGGAUUCGAAUUGAUACUGCUUGUGUCUGCACACUCCUCAGCCGGACUGGCCGGGCCUGAGGCCCAUGCCCAUGAACUGGGCUGGCAGAUGAAGAAGAGAACUGGAUCCUGAGGGACCUGGGGGGUGGCCUGGCUGCUUUGGGCUUCAGUCAGUUGGUCACAAAAUCACAGCUCUCCGAAUUUGAGAGCUUCAUCUCAAAGACAGUUGGUGAAACUAAAUGGGGUUUUGAAGGAUGAAUAGGAGUUCUCCUGGAUGAACUUCAUAAUGAUGCUGAUUGUGAUAGCCAAUUAUUCUGAAUGUCUUACUGUUCAUCAGUCCAAUACACAACUUGUCAGAUCAACUCUGGUGGAUUUGACCAUCGGAGGCCCUGACUUCUAACUUACUGACCACUUAAUCUCAUAGGACACCACCUUGCUGACCCUGGAGAGUGAUAACGAGAAAAUAUGUCAAGAAGUGGGGGGAGGGGAGCAUCAAAAUGGGAAUAUGCAACCAACUGGCUGGAAGCUGGGGUGCAAAUGAAAAUCUUAUUUGGUGAAUGGGUUGAGUGUUGCCUUAGAAUGUUCAGUUUUGAGAUAGUAAGCUGACCGUCCUGGCUGGAACACAAGCGAGGUUGACGGAUAGGAGGUCAGGAUGCUAGAGAGCUUGGCCCUGAUGGGAAAGUGGAGUCAGGUUUCUACCCCCUUUCCUGUCUCAACCUUUACCCCACAUUGAAGGAGAAAUAGACCUUAAAAUUGUAGGCACAAUGUUCUGACAAAUUGCCCCCUGGCUAGGACCAGAGGCCGCUUGGACACUGAUAGAUCCUGAGUGGACCAGGAAAAUCCAACAGGAGAAGGGCCCACAGAAACUUAAAUGGGGUCAGUGGGACUCUGGGCCAGACUGCAGAAGACAGCCUCUGUUUUCCCGCUCUGAAGAAAAGGUUGGUGGGGUGACAUGCUAGGAGAAGUGGAGGCUUUGACCUAAAGGACUUUAAUGUGAGGAAAUGAUAGGGAAGUCAGAGGUAAACCCCACACCUGCAGGGCACCCCUGCAUGGGUUAUCACUCCAUAGCCUCAAGCCUGUUACACACACACAUCCCUUUAGGAGCCUUGGGCUAAGGGCACAGAGAAACCCUGUGUCCUAACCAGACGGGGCUCCUGAGCAGGGCUGGGCAGGGUCUGGCUGCCUCUGUUUCUCCAUCUCUGUGAUCUAGGUCUGGGGUUCCCCCCCCCU